Colletotrichum chrysophilum is the source of this 540-nucleotide messenger RNA. RefSeq lists its product as uncharacterized. The transcript is spliced from 2 exons. The coding region runs from base 1 to 540 and encodes 179 amino acids. NCBI's taxonomy places the organism in Eukaryota, Fungi, Ascomycota, Sordariomycetes, Glomerellales, Glomerellaceae. The record is from RefSeq and is a predicted model, not a curated record.
AUGGUUUCCCUCUACAAUGCCUCCAUCCCCAUGAUGAUCAAAUACCUCGGGAACCUCAAGCUCAUCCUCACCAAAGCCGAGAAGCACUGCGUCGACAAGGGCCUCGACCCCCAAGAAAUGAUCAAGUUCCGUCUCAUCGCAGACAUGCGAGGCCUCGACUACCAGGUCCAGUCCUGCUCCAACACCGCAAAAUUCAUGGCAACCCGCCUCGGCAAGCAGGAGGACGUCUUCUUCGCAGACGACGAGACGACCUUCCCCCAGCUCCAGUCCCGUGUCGACCGCACCGUCGACAUCCUCAAGGCCAUCCCGCCCGAGUCGUUCGAGGGCAAGGAGGACGCCGAGGUCAUCCUCGAGUCCAAGAUGGGCAACUUCAGGUUCACGGGGUACACGUACGCGAUCCAGUACGCGUGCCCCAACUUCCACUUUCACCUGGGUUCUGCGUACUGCAUUCUGCGCCACUUGGGCGUGCCCCUGGGGGCGUUUGAUUACCUUGACUCGCAGAAGGACUUGUUCAUCAAGGUGGACAAGGCUUCUUCCUAG